Folsomia candida is the source of this 725-nucleotide messenger RNA. RefSeq lists its product as uncharacterized. Bases 74 to 694 code for a protein of 206 amino acids. The record is from RefSeq and is a predicted model, not a curated record. The transcript is spliced from 4 exons. NCBI's taxonomy places the organism in Eukaryota, Metazoa, Arthropoda, Collembola, Entomobryomorpha, Isotomidae.
CAGACAUAAAAUAUUAUCAGUUCAUAUUUACAUGCAAACCGAUAAAACAUAAUAAAAAAAUUGGUAAUCAAUCAUGGCGUGCAUCCCACUUGUCAAUUUUUGUGGAUACUCGCUUAGAAAGGGAGUCAAAUUAAUCGCCAUGAUGGAAAUGGCUUUAUCAGGAUGUUUUAUCCUCGCCUGUAUCAUUGCAACCCCAAUUAUUAUCAAUUUUGGUAAAAUGACGAGUCAGAAGGAGGACAAGGAUUUAAUCCGAGAACAUUACCCACAUUCUUGGUGGACAUCGGAAUUAUUUCAAGGUGAUCAUUCCGGAAGAUUGCAAGAUUUCGAGUACACGAAAGGGUGGGCAACUCUCCUGCUUAUCGCGGAACUUUAUGCCCGACUUUUUUUCUCAAUUGGAAUAUUUAUCUUGGGAAUUUUACUUUGGGAUGCAAGCAUUAAGGGCAAUAAAACCAAUACUGACCAUUGGGUCAAUAUUCACUACGGGAUUGUAGCCCUCAGCUUGUACCUCUUCAUUGACCACGUGCUAAUACCAAGGCAAACUCCAUCUUCAUCAUCAUCGGUUGGCCAAGUCCUUCAUCUUUGGUUUAUCGUGCUACAACUUUACUCCGUAUUCGUGGUGCAUUCUUUUUCAAAAGAAUUGGGGAGAAGGGAAGAUUUGAGGCAGAUAAAUUUGCAGAUUAUCAGUCAAACAUGAAUAGUGAUAAUAAAGCCUUAAUACAAAAGAA